AUGAUGGUCGUAGACAAGCAGCACGCCCUGGAUGAUCAGAUCAUCCACUUAACCGAAGACAACAUGACCUCCCUCCGCUAUGAAGUGAGCUCGGUUCGUGGUGCUCUUCGUGCCAAAUUCCCAGAAGAUAAGUUCCAGCACAUCCUACCCAACCUGGACCCUGAUCGAAUCAUCCCCGAGGAAGCCAAGUUUGAGGAAGUGAUUGGUCCUCCUCCGGAAUCCAACAUCUACGGGGCAUACGGGUGGACCAUGCGGGCUGACAGGAUUCCGCACUGUAUUUUCCUCACACAAUUCAUUGGUAUCCAAGUGGAGGUGGAGACACCCUUUAUCGAAGAACUUCUAUUGUGGGUCCAAAAAAUCAACAAUAACGAGGAUGUGCCAUGCCGAAACAGUCAGUGGAGACACAAUUUCUUUCAAAAACGAAGAGAUCGACUCAAGCAAAAACUUGGCAGUAUCUUGCAAAAGGAAAUCAUGGACCUCAUCAUGGUCACGCAACACUUCAAAAACGGAUCGCUCGCUGAAGAAGCUGGAUUCUUUUCCUUUUAUGCCGCUCUCUUCCAAAGAAAAAUGCUGGAUAAUGAUGAGCUAUGA
Seminavis robusta is the source of this 591-nucleotide messenger RNA. The record is from the annotation of a GenBank genome assembly. NCBI's taxonomy places the organism in Eukaryota, Bacillariophyta, Bacillariophyceae, Naviculales, Naviculaceae.